Molecule: messenger RNA, 2462 nt
Organism: Antechinus flavipes (yellow-footed antechinus)
Lineage: Eukaryota; Metazoa; Chordata; Mammalia; Dasyuromorphia; Dasyuridae
Gene: RHOBTB3
Product: Rho related BTB domain containing 3
Exons: 12
Coding region: 98-1942 (614 amino acids)
Biological process (GO): proteasome-mediated ubiquitin-dependent protein catabolic process; regulation of proteolysis
Cellular component (GO): cytoplasm
Molecular function (GO): GTPase activity; GTP binding; ubiquitin protein ligase binding
Source: RefSeq, a predicted model, not a curated record
AGAAAAUCCACGGGGUAAACAAGCCGGACUUUUAUCAUGAGAGUGCUUGGGGAGCUGCUCUUUUCUCAUUCGCUGCUUUGCCUUUGGAUUUAAGAUCAUGUCCAUUCACAUUGUUGCAUUAGGAAAUGAAGGAGAUGGAUUUCCUGAGGACAAUCGUCAGUCAGGUCUGAUCUGGACUUAUCUAGGGAGAAGUGCUCUCGUUUCAGAGACAGAAAGCAGCUUGUUGCUGAACUCUGAUGCCAGCUCGAUUGCAUAUCCUGUAUUUACUGAAUAUCAAGCCUGUGUGUUUGGAAAUGUCAGACUGGUGGUACAUGAUUGUCCCGUCUGGGGCAUUUUCGACAGUGAUUGGUAUACCUCUCGAAAUCUUAUUGUUGGGGCCGACAUCAUUGUAAUCAAAUACUCUGUAAAUGACAAGUCUUCGUUUCAAGAAGUAAAGGAUAGUUAUAUUCCAGUGAUUAAAAGAACAUUAAAUCAUUGUUCAGUCCCAGUAAUAAUUUCUGCUGUUGGUAUCAGACAAAAUGAAGAAUUACCAUGUACUUGUCCACUGUGUACCUCAGAUAGAGGGAACUGCGUCACUUCUUCUGAAGGGAUACAACUUGCUAAAGAAUUAGGAGCCACCUAUCUUGAACUACACAGUCUCAAUGACUUCUACGUUGGGAAAUAUUUUGGAGGUGUGUUGGAGUAUUUUAUGAUUCAAACCUUGAAUCAAAAGUCAUCUGAAAAAAUGAAGAAAAGAAAAAAAAGCAGCAAGUGUCAUGGAGUUAGGCCUCCUCAGCUUGAACAACCAGAAAAAAUGCCUGUCUUAAAGGGUGAAGCAUCACACUAUAACUCUGAUCUACAUAACCUAUUGUUCUGCUGCCAAUGUGUGGAUGUGGUAUUUUAUACUGAAGAUUUAAAGGAAGUUGUAGAAGCCCAUAAGAUCGUUCUUUGUUCUGUAAGCAGUGUCUUCAUGCUGCUGUUUAAUGUGAAGAGUCCCGCGGAUAUUCAGGACUCCACUGUGAUUCGCACUGCCCAAGAUCUCUUUGCUGUAAAUAGUGAGACGACAUUUCCAGUUACUAGCCAAGGCCCACCGUGCAACCCCCCAGUAAGAGUCAUUGUUAAAGACUCUCUCUUCUGUUCUUGCUUAUCAGACAUUCUGCACUUCAUUUAUUCAGGUGCUUUUCAAUGGGAAGAGUUGGAAGAAGAUGUAAAGAAGAAGUUGAAAGACCCCAGUGAUGUUUUAGGUGUAAUUGAGAAGGUUAAAUGUAUAUUGAAAACACCAGGGAAGAUGAAUUGCCUGAAGAACUGCAGAUCCUAUCAAGCCAAAAGACCCCUCUGGCUUUAUAAUACUUCUCUCAGGUUUUUCUUUAAUACACCCAUGCUUGCUGAUGUUAUCUUCAAAAUCCAAGGUUCUACUGUGCCAGCCCACAGAGCUGUCUUGGUGGCUCGUUGUAAGGUGAUGGCUGCUAUGUUUAAUGGCAAUUACCUUGAAGCCAAUAGUGUGCUGGUUCCAGUUUAUGGGGUUUCCAAAGAGACUUUCCUUUCCUUUUUAGAAUAUCUGUAUACAGACUCUUGCUGUCCAGCUAGCAUUCUGCAAGCUAUGUCUCUCUUGAUUUGUGCUGAAAUGUAUCAAGUGUCUCGACUUCAGCACAUCUGUGAGCUUUAUAUCAUUACACAACUGCAGAGUAUGCCCAGUAGAGAACUGGCAUCAACAAGCCUCAGUGUUGUGGGCCUACUUAAAAAAGCUAAGUUUCACAACUCUGAUUGCCUUUCAACCUGGCUCCUUCAUUUUAUUGCCACUAACUACCUCAUCUUCAGUCAAAAGCCAGAUUUUCAAGAUCUUUCAGCAGAAGAACGCAGUUUUGUUGAGAUGCACAGAUGGCCAUCCAACAUAUAUUUGAAACAACUUGCAGAAUACAGGAAGUAUGUUCACUCCCGGAAAUGUCGUUGCAUAGUAAUGUAACUCGAAGAUUGUAUUUCUGCUUGAUUUUGAAGAUUGGAAGAUCUGUGAGCAGCGGUAAAAUUUUAGUGAGGACAGAAAUUGAUACCUGUAUGUUCAACAAACACCCAUACAGUACAGUGUGUGCUUGUUAGUUCUCUUUGAGAUAACUACUUUUGUCUUAAAAGGGAUCCAAAUACACUGUAGGCUAGAAUACGGUUUUAUCUCAGCCUAGAAAGCUGCUGUGCAGCCACGUCUUUUAAAACGCUCUGUUGCUUCCAUAAUAUUGUGAACUUCUGGGUAAGAAAUGUUUAAAUUAAUUUAGUUUUUGUAAAACCAAUGGCAUAGUAUUAGUAAACAUAAAUUCCAUUAUAUCUAAUGGUAAAUGUUAAAAUAAGGGGACGUUGAAAAACUUUGUGGCUAUUUCUGUACUGGUACAUUUCAUGAAUCUCUUAUACCUUCCAGAUUUGGGGCUCUUUUAAGAGCUGCCCCAGGGAUAUAGACAUGUACCUGAGAUUUUGAAAAUGAAAUGGUACUUGUUUCA